Maudiozyma saulgeensis is the source of this 702-nucleotide messenger RNA. Lineage: Eukaryota; Fungi; Ascomycota; Saccharomycetes; Saccharomycetales; Saccharomycetaceae. The record is from the annotation of a GenBank genome assembly.
AUGAGUAUUGAAGAAAAACCAGAUUCUCAUAUUAAUUAUGAUGAUGCAAUUUCUUAUUGGACAAGUACACCAGCAACUGUAGAUGGUGUCCUAGGUGGAUAUGGUGAAGAAACUGUUGUUCCAACAAUGGAUGUAUUAGGAUCUCAACACUUUUUAAGAAAAUUAAAAUCCAGAAUGGUACCUCCUUCGAAUGAAUACAAGAAAUAUGGUGCAGAUAUUGGUGCAGGAAUUGGUAGAGUCACUAAAAAUAUGUUAUCAAAACAAUGUGAUAUUGUUGAUUUAGUGGAACCUGUUGAACCAUUUUGUAAACAGAUGGAAGAAGAAUUAUCAGAUUUAAAAGAUCAAGGUAAAAUUGGUGAAAUAUAUCCUAUUGGAAUGCAAGAUUGGAACCCAGAAGAAGGUAAAUAUUGGUUAAUUUGGUGUCAAUGGUGUGUUGGUCAUUUGCCAGAUGAGAAAUUAAUAGAAUUUUUCAAAAGAUGUAUAAAAGGUUUACAACCAAAUGGUACUAUAAUUAUUAAAGAAAACAAUACACCAUCAAAUGAAGAUGAUUUUGAUUCAACAGAUUCAAGUGUCACAAGAAGUGAUUCAAAAUUUAAAGAAUUAUUUGAAAAGAGCGGAUUAAAAUUAAUUGCUACAGAUAGACAAAAGGGUCUACCUAAAGAGUUAUAUCCGGUAAGAAUGUAUGCAUUAAAACCCCAAUGA